Molecule: messenger RNA, 3303 nt
Organism: Drepanopeziza brunnea f. sp. 'multigermtubi' MB_m1
Lineage: Eukaryota; Fungi; Ascomycota; Leotiomycetes; Helotiales; Drepanopezizaceae
Biological process (GO): valyl-tRNA aminoacylation
Cellular component (GO): cytosol
Molecular function (GO): aminoacyl-tRNA deacylase activity; valine-tRNA ligase activity; ATP binding
Source: RefSeq, a predicted model, not a curated record
AUGGCUACAAACGCCGCGUCGCAUAAUCCAAUUGGAGAGGAGACCGGCCCCGUUUCUGGACAACCUCCUCCGCUGUCGAACGAGACGAAAGCUGCUCUUGCAGAAGCCACAAACUCCAGCCCGACAGGUACCCAUGCCGCGGGGCAAGAUGCGGCCAGCAAGGUUGGAACUGCCGAAGCAGAACCAAAGGUGAAGAGUGAGAAAGAACUUGAGCGGGAACGAAAGAAGGCCGAAAAGCAAGCAAAAUUCGAGCAGAAGAAGGCCAAGAAGACAGAACCCGUUGCGACAACUAGCAAGACAAAGGAGAAGAAGGCGAAGGCAGACAAGAAAGCAGAUGAGGGUACAUUGCCUCCUUACGUCGAAGACACCCCAUUUGGCGAGAAGAAAAUCAUCAAGUCAUUCGACGACCCCCAGUACAAAGCCUACAACCCGACGGCCGUCGAAUCCGCUUGGUACGCGUGGUGGGAGAAAGAGGGUCACUUCCUGCCCGAGUUUACGGAUGACGGCAAGGUUAGGCCGGAAGGAUCCUUCGUUAUUGUCCAACCGCCCCCCAAUGUCACCGGCGCACUUCAUAUAGGCCAUGCCUUGGGUAAUGCUCUUCAAGAUGUUCUGAUCCGAUGGAAUCGUAUGCAUGGCAAGACAACCCUGUGGCUUCCCGGGUGUGAUCAUGCGGGUAUCUCGACACAGAGUGUAGUAGAGAACAUGCUGUGGCGUCGCCAGGGCAAGACCCGUCACGACUUGGGCAGAUCAGAGUUUGUGAAGACUAUAUGGGACUGGAAGACCGAGUAUCAUCAAAAGAUCAAUACCGUCCUUCGGAGAAUGGGUGGAUCCAUGGACUGGACACGUGAGGCUUUCACUAUGAACGAGAACUUCUCAGCAGCUGUUACGGAAACAUUCGUCACACUUCACGAGGAGGGAAUCAUCUACAGAGAGAAUAGACUUGUGAAUUGGUGCACAAAGCUCAACACAUCCCUCUCUAACCUCGAAGUCGUCAAUAAGGAGCUCACCGGUGCAACAAAACUCGACGUACCGGGGUACGACAAGAAGAUUGAAUUCGGUGUCAUUGUACAUUUCAAGUACGAGAUUGAAGGCACGGAUGAGAAAAUUGAGGUUGCCACAACACGUGUAGAAACUAUGCUCGGAGACUCUGGUAUCGCCGUGCAUCCUGACGACGAGCGAUACAAGCAUCUAGUGGGAAAGAUGGCAAUCCACCCCUUCAUUCCAGGCCGAAAAAUGCCAAUCGUUGCCGAUACCUAUGUUGAGAAGGAUUUUGGAACCGGUGCUGUUAAGAUUACACCUGCCCAUGAUCCUAACGAUUUUGCUCUGGGUGCCCGUCAUCAUCUUGAGCGAAUCAACAUUCUAACAGAUGAUGGUUUCAUGAACGAGAAUGCUGGCCCUUACGCCGGACAGAAGCGAUUUGACGUACGUUACACAAUCCAGGAAGAUCUAAAGAAGGCAGGAUUGUACGUCUGCAAGAAGGAUAAUCCCAUGACCGUACCUAUGUGCGAGAAGUCGAAGGACAUUAUCGAGCCGCUCUUGAAGCCACAGUGGUGGAUGAAGAUGAAAGACAUGGCAGCAGCUGCUCUCGAUGUCGUGAAGUCAGGCGAGAUCAAGAUCUUGCCGGAGACUGCAGAGAAGAGCUACAUUCGCUGGAUGGAUAAUGUCAACGACUGGUGUCUGUCGAGGCAAUUAUGGUGGGGUCAUCAAGCACCUAUGUACUUUGCUCAAAUUGAGGGCGAGGAACAUGAUGAAGCUGAUGGUAGUCUUUGGUUUGCAGGCCGGACACAGGAAGAAGCCGAAGUAAAAGCUAAGAAAGCUCUGCCUGGAAAGACCUUCGUUCUGAAGAGAGACGAGGAUGUCCUGGAUACCUGGUUUUCUUCUGGUCUGUGGCCCUUUGCCACUCUGGGAUGGCCCAAUAAGACCCACGAUUUCGAGACCUUGUUCCCAACAUCUGUGCUGGAGACUGGUUGGGAUAUUCUGUUCUUCUGGAUCGCUCGGAUGGUUAUGUUCAGUCUCAAGCUCACUGGCAAGGUUCCGUUCACGGAGGUCUACUGCCACUCCUUGGUCCGCGAUUCUGAGGGUAGAAAGAUGUCCAAGUCCUUAGGCAACGUUAUCGAUCCCCAAGAUUUCAUCGAAGGAUGCUCUUUGGAGGAUUUACACAAGAAGUUAACCUCCGGAAACUUGGCCCCUAACGAGGUGGAGAGAGCAACCAAAUACCAGAAGACCGCUUUCCCAGACGGAAUUCCACAGUGUGGAACAGAUGCUUUACGAUUCGCUCUGGUAUCAUAUUCCACUGGUUCUGGAGACAUUCUGUUCGACGUCAAGGUUAUCCACGCAUAUCGCAAGUUCUGUAACAAAAUCUACCAAGCAACCAAGUUCGUAUUGGGCAAACUACCGGCGGAUUUCGUACCCAACAAGACUACCAAGCUCACGGGCAAAGAGUCGCUGGCCGAGGCAUGGGUUCUUCACAAGAUGACCAUUGCAGCGAAAGAAAUCAACCAGGCAAUCGCUGACCGUGAAUUCCAAAAAUCGACGACCAUAGUAUACCAAUUCUGGUACAACCAUCUGUGCGACGUUUACAUCGAGAACUCCAAAGCAAUCCUCCAAGAUGGAAAUGAAGAGGAAAAGCUGUCUGCGCUCAAUACGCUCUACACAGCUCUCGAAGGCGCCCUGACCAUGAUCCACCCAUACAUGCCCUUCCUGACCGAAGAGCUCUGGCAACGCCUUCCACGCCGGCCAGAAGACAAGACCGCCACCAUUGCUCUGGCCAGAUACCCCGUAUACGAUGUCUCUAUGGACCGUCCCGACUCCGAAGCCGCGUACGAGCUCGUGCUUGACAUUUCAAAGGGCAUCCGGUCGCUUAUGGCAGAGUACUCCCUCAGAGACGAGGCUCAAGUCUACAUCCAAACCACCGACCAAACCUCCCACAGCACCAUCACUGCCCAACUUCCCUCUAUCAAAUCCCUCUCCGGUAAGGGCGUCUCCACCACUACAAUCCUGUCCACCAAUGCCGCCCGCCCCGCUGGCUGCGUCGUCUUCUCCAUAAAUGCCUCCACCGCCGUGCUGCUGCACGUCAAAGGCCGCGUCGACAUCGAUGCCGAGAUCAUCAAGGCGUCCAAGAAGCUCGAGAAGGCGAAGCUCGGCAUCGAGAAGCAAAAGAAGAUUUUGGGCGACGAGGCAUACAAGGAGAAGGUAAGCAAGGAACUGCAGGAAGUCGAGAUCAAGAAACUGGCGGAUCUGGAGACCGAGGCCGAGGCGUUCGAGGAGACCAUUAAGCAAUUCGAGGUCUUGAAGAUGGAGUAG